Messenger RNA from Owenia fusiformis, 677 nucleotides. The record is from the annotation of a GenBank genome assembly. NCBI's taxonomy places the organism in Eukaryota, Metazoa, Annelida, Polychaeta, Sabellida, Oweniidae.
AGAUCCAAAAUUAGGAUUGGAAUCUAAUGAUAUAGAUCCAAAAUUAGGAUUAGAACCCAAUGAUAUAGAUCCAAAAUCAGGAUUAAAACCAGAGGAAAAUGAUUCUAAGCUAGAGAAUAAAGACUCAAUGUCUGAUCAAACCUUUGGUAUGAACCCAUAUCCAGGUGAUAAAGACUCAGAACUAGAUGAUAUGAAUCUAAUAUCUGAAAAGAUGAGCUCAACAGCUGAUAGUACUCAUAGGGACUCAAGGCCUCAUAUGAACACAGAUACAGAGCUUGGUGAUAUGGAAUCAAGACCUUGUGGUGUAAAUUCAGAGACCAAUGAUAUGGAAUCAAGACCUUGUGAUAUAAACUCCAAGCCUGGUGAUAUGAACUCAAAGACUGAUGUUAUGGGGGCAAAAUCUGAUGAUAUGUAUACAACACCAUAUGUUAUAGAAACAAAGUCUGGUGGUAUUGACACAAAGACAGAUGUUAUGGAAAUAAAGCCUGGUGAUAUGAAUAUAAAGACUGUUGUUAUGGGAGCAAAGCCUUGUAAUAUGAAUUUAAAGUCUGAUGAUCCAUAUUCACCAUCAUCAACUGCUUAUGUUGACUCAGAGCCUGGAGGUAUUGAACUAAAACCUGGUAAUCUGCACUUAAACCCGAAUGAUAUUGACCCAAAAACUGAGAAUUUGGAGUCAA